Messenger RNA from Letharia columbiana, 582 nucleotides. RefSeq lists its product as uncharacterized. The transcript is spliced from 4 exons. The record is from RefSeq and is a predicted model, not a curated record. Bases 1 to 582 code for a protein of 193 amino acids. Lineage: Eukaryota; Fungi; Ascomycota; Lecanoromycetes; Lecanorales; Parmeliaceae.
AUGGCGCCCCUCACAGCCUUCAACCCCGCCCUGGGCCCGAGCCUCUCGCAGUGCCACCCGGAGCCGGUGACGCUGCACAUGAAGGAAAAAGCCUUCUCGCUCAGCGGGGAGGAUUUCACCGUCAAGACGGUCGGUGGCGUCGAGGUCUGCAAGUGCAAGGGGAAGCUGUUGUCGCUGAGCGAUAAGAAGGCCUUCACGGAUAUCCAGGGCCAUGAGAUUUUCGCCCUGAAGAACAAGCAUUUCACCAUCCACAAGACGUUCCAUGCGGAAAGCCCCAAGGGGCAUGAGUUGUUUGUGAUCACGAAGAAGUUUACGGUCCUCGCCAACGAGUCAACCGUCGCCUUCAAGAACGAGUCCGACGGCCGACACGUCGAGCUCGACGUCCGCGGGACCUGGUACGACCGCUCCGCGAGCGUCACCUUCGGCGGCGAACCCGUCGCGCACAUCUCGCGCAGCAUCUUCAACAUGCGGGAGAUCUUCGCCGACAAAGACACCUACUUUGUGACUGUGGCGCCGAUGGUGGAUUUGACCAUGAUUGCGGCGCUGUGCGUGUCGUUGGAUGAGGAGGAGGAGAAGAAGUAG